AUGUUGCGCAUACUUCUACUGUACCUCUGUGCCCUCGCGGCCGCAGAGAACGGAUCGCAGGGCUGGCUACGUUAUGCGCCUGUUCCCUGCGAUAAAACCUGUCAGGAUGCACUACCAUCGAGCAUCGUGACUCUCAAUAGAAACGAGACAAGUCCCGUAUACGUCGCCGGGCAAGAGUUGCAGCAGGGUAUCCAGCGGAUAUUCAACAAAACCGUCCCGAUCAACUACGACAACUGCGCAGCUCCUUCGUCGAUCAUUGUUGGUACUCUCGGAGAUUACAACUGUAGUAACCAAGAUAUCCCUGAGCUGGGCGAAGAUGGCUUCGUGCUCAACACGACAGGCGACACGGUACAACUGCUGGGACAUAAUCAACGCGGUGCUCUCUACGCAGCGUUCGAGUAUCUGUCCAUGCUGGCGCAGGGCAACCUGUCACAGGUAGCUUAUGCGAGCGAUGCCCAUGCACCGAUACGAUGGGUAAACGAAUGGGAUAACAUGGACGGGAGCAUUGAACGAGGUUACGCGGGUCCAUCGAUAUUCUUCGCCAACGGCACGGUGGUAGACGACUCAACCCGCGCCAGGGAAUAUGCACGUCUGCUGGCUUCGAUCAAGAUCAAUGGGAUUGUCGUGAAUAACGUGAACGCCAACGCUACGCUACUGGAACCUCGGAAUAUCGACGGCCUGCGCAGAAUUGCAGACGUGUUCCGGCCGUAUGGCGUGCAGAUCGGCGUAUCGUUGAAUUUCGCCUCGCCUAAGGAUUUCGGUGGCCUUGAUACCUUCGACCCGUUGGACCCGUCUGUCGUGUUUUGGUGGGAGAACGUUACUGAUCAGAUUUAUCAGCGCGUCCCAGAUCUAGCAGGAUAUCUGGUCAAAGCUAGUUCGGAAGGCCAACCCGGUCCGUUGACGUAUAAUCGCACACUGGCAGAUGGGGCGAAUGUCUUUGCGCGCGCACUGCAGCCACAUGGUGGAAUACUCAUGUUCCGCGCGUUCGUGUACGAUAAUAAUCUCAACGAAUUAAAGUGGAAGGCAGAUCGGGCAAAUGCAGCGGUGGACUACUUUAAGCCGCUAGACGGGGAAUUUGAGGAGAAUGUCAUUGUGCAAAUCAAAUACGGUCCGAUCGACUUUCAGGUCCGCGAGCCGGCAUCACCUUUGUUCGCGAAUUUGAACCGGACGAAUGUGGCGAUUGAGUUGCAGGUUACGCAGGAGUAUUUGGGACAGCAGUGUCAUCUUGUUUAUCUGCCGCCGCUGUGGAAGACGGUUUUGGAUUUUGAUCUUCGGGUUGAUCGAAAAGCGUCGCCUGUGAGGGAUGCCAUUUCUGGGAAGAUGUUCAAUAGGCCUCUCGGGGGAUGGACGGCUGUUGUCAAUGUGGGCACAAAUUCAACCUGGCUCGGAAGUCACCUGGCCAUGUCAAACUUGUAUGCAUACGGUCGACUGGCCUGGGAUCCGAUGACCGAUUCGGAGGACAUUCUGGAAGACUGGGUUCGUCUUACGUUCGGUUCUGACAACCAGGUGCUGGAUACAAUAACGAAGAUGUCUAUGGCGUCCUGGGCAGCUUAUGAGAAUUAUACCGGCAAUCUUGGUGAGCAAACCUUGACGGAUAUCAUCUACACCCAUUACGGUCCCAAUCCAGCUUCCCAGGACAACAACGGUUGGGGACAGUGGACGCGCGCAGAUGCCCAGGGCAUUGGUAUGGAUCGCACGGUGGGCAACGGGACUGGAUAUGCCGGACAGUAUCCGGAAGAAGUGGCUCAGCUGUACGAAGAUAUUGACACCACACCGGACGAUCUGGUGCUCUGGUUCCACCAUGUCAACUACACGCACCGUCUCCAUUCCGGAAAAACGGUUAUACAACAUUUCUACGACGCACACUACAGCGGCGCAGAAACCGCCCACUCAUUCGUAGACAUGUGGGAGUUACUGUGCGACAAAAUCGACCAGGAGCGAUACGAUGACGUCCUGACCCGAUUGGUCUACCAGGCCGGCCAUUCAAUCGUCUGGCGAGAUGCCAUCGCCAACUUUUACUAUAACCUCUCUGGCAUCCCGGACGAGACACAGCGUGUCGGUAACCACCCGUGGCGCAUCGAAGCGGAGAGCAUGGCUUUGUCUGGGUAUAAGCCGUAUGCAGUGUAUCCGUCCGAAACCGCAUCCAACGCCACAGCCAUUAUCACAACGUCCAACUCAACAACCGGCACGGCUUCGACGACACUAUCCAUCCCGUCGGGCGCAUACAACGUCGCAAUCAACUAUUAUGAUUUGUACGGCGGUAGUUCACUCUGGACGGUAUACCGCAACGCCGACCAAAUCGGACAAUGGACAGGCGACACCAAGCUCGGGCACAUCCCCUCCAUCUACCUGGACGGACACUCAGCGACUCGUGUAACAUUUCGCGAUGUCGAGUUCCGGUCCGGGGAUGUACUCAGAAUCGUUGGAGAACCGGAUGGAACCGAGCCGGCGCCGUUGGAUUAUGUAGCUCUGCUUCCGGAGGAAGUUGUCGACUAA
Molecule: messenger RNA, 2496 nt
Organism: Aspergillus chevalieri
Lineage: Eukaryota; Fungi; Ascomycota; Eurotiomycetes; Eurotiales; Aspergillaceae
Gene: aguA
Product: alpha-glucuronidase
Exons: 1
Coding region: 1-2496 (831 amino acids)
Biological process (GO): xylan catabolic process
Cellular component (GO): extracellular region
Molecular function (GO): alpha-glucuronidase activity
Source: RefSeq, a predicted model, not a curated record